Messenger RNA from Dibothriocephalus latus, 243 nucleotides. The record is from the annotation of a GenBank genome assembly. Lineage: Eukaryota; Metazoa; Platyhelminthes; Cestoda; Diphyllobothriidea; Diphyllobothriidae.
AUGCGCGUGGGAGGUCGCUUGAACUACUCGAGUUACGAUGAGUCGUUUCAACAUCCCGUGGUUCUUCCAAACCGUCAUCCCGUGACAGAUUUAAUAAUCAACUAUUUCCACGAACUAGAAGAGCACUGCGGGACGGCACAAGUAUUGGGGGCUAUCCGUCAAAAGUUUUGGAUCGUGAAGGGAAGCGUUUCAGUUAAGCGCGUUAUUGGUCUGGCCAUCGUGGAGGAGUAUGGGGACGUGUGA